AACAUGGCGGCUUCGGGAGCUGGUGACCCUCUGGAUGCUAAGCGUGGAGAGGCCCCUUUCGCUCAGCGUAUCCACCCGACGCGGGAGAAGCUGACACCCGAGCAAUCGUAUUCCAUGCGGCGGGCGCAGCUUGCCCAGUGGCAGAAGGUCCUACCGCAGCGGCGGACCCGGAACAUCGUGACCGGCCUAGGCGUCGGGGCCCUGGUGUUAGCUAUUUAUGGUUACACUAUCUACUCGAUCUCCCAGGAGCGUUUCCUAGAUGAGCUAGAAGACGAGGCCAAAGCUGCCCGAGCCCGAGCUCUGGCGAGGGCAUCAGGAUCCUAAUCUGGAUGGGUAUUGAUCAUGUCCAACCUGCUGGAGCCCCUUCACAUGGUGGAUGAUGCCCCAUGACCCUGUAGAAAUUGAAUCCUGCUCACAACAUUGUUGGCCUUCUUACUAACCUUGGGCCAUGAUUGAUCCCAAGAAACCAGGGACUUAAGCAUUUGGCUACUGUCAAAAGAACAGAACUUUGCCCACUGCA
Molecule: messenger RNA, 520 nt
Organism: Chlorocebus sabaeus (green monkey)
Lineage: Eukaryota; Metazoa; Chordata; Mammalia; Primates; Cercopithecidae
Product: cytochrome c oxidase assembly factor 3 homolog, mitochondrial
Biological process (GO): mitochondrial respiratory chain complex IV assembly
Cellular component (GO): mitochondrial inner membrane
Source: RefSeq, a predicted model, not a curated record